AUUAUUUGAAAAUUGUAUAUAACUAUCGGUUGCUAUAAAUUAUUUUAUUUCAUUCCGCACGCUCAACUUUUCGAACUGCACGUGUUGAGAGGUAUGCUACUCGUACGGCUCACAAUUUUGGUCCUUAUCAAAGUGGUAAUGUUUUAUUACUAUAAAGUGUAGCUUAAUGUCUUUAUUAUUAAAACCAUUUGUGUCGAAUAAGAGGAUUUUUCAUUUAUGUAGUCAAAAACAUUGACGAAUGGUUGCCAGAAGGAAAGCUGACCUACCCAAGAGAGCCGGACAUACUAAAAUCGUACGAAAAGUGCAGCGAUCGGUACGGUUCCAUUUUURUCCGAUCGCGUUUGUCUUGGACCACGUUCAUAAAUUAGCAACGAAUUAUCAUCAUGACUGUACCAAAGCUCGGAGAUGAACUACAAAAACCCGUGACAAUUACAGAUGAUGAUUCGAAUGGAGCCGAUAAGCCAGAUUUGAAAGGAGAUUGGUUAAAUUUUUUUUUAUUGUUGUUGCUGUAUACGAUGCAAGGAAUACCAUUAGGCAUAGCAUCGGCAAUGCCAAUAGUUUUGCAAAGCAACAAAAAUGUAUCUUACAAAGAUCAAGCUUUAUUCAGUCUAGUUGCAUGGCCGUUCAGUUUAAAACUGAUAUGGGCUCCUUUGGUAGACGCGCUGUACGUACAAAAGAUAGGAAGAAGAAAAUCUUGGCUUAUUCCGGUUCAAUAUUUAAUGGGAGCAUGCUUUAUUUACAUGGCGGGCAAUAUCGACGAAUGGUUGCCAGAAACGCGAAAGCCAGAGAUACUGAAAUUGGUAUCAGUCUUUUUCUUCGCGAAAAUCUUGGCCGCCACUCAAGAUAUAGUCGUCGACGGUUGGGCUCUGACAAUGCUCAAGAAGAAUAACGUAGGCUAUGCUUCUACUUGUAAUUCGACCGGUCAAGUGAUGGGCAUAAUGAUAAGUUCUGUGUUUUCGGUUUUAUUGACUUCGGAAGACUUCAGCAAUAAGUACUUACGGAUUCAGCCGGGCGUAGGAGGAGUGUUCACUAUGAAAUGUUUAUUCUAUGUUUGGGGUAUUCUAUUUACAUUGAUAACUACAUUGAUUGCAAUUUUCAAAAAAGAAAAAGAUAACAGAUUAGAGGAAGACCACGUAAAGCUCAACAUUGUUCAAAACUAUUCACUACUAUGGGACAUUUUAAAAUUACCUAGUAUUCAGUUAUUGGCAAUAGCGUUGCUGACAGCUAAGAUUGGAUUUGCUGMAACUGACAGUGUGUCGAUUUUAAAACUCAUUGAUGCAGGAGUACCAAAAGACAACAUUAUGGUUAUACACACAACAAUGUUUGUUGUAAAAAUGAUUUUGCCACUUGUUGUAGCGAAAUACACUUCUGGUCCAAAACCUUUGAACGUAUACCUAUCAGCAACACCCAUCAGAUUACUUUGGAAUAUUUCAUUUUUGGUGUUUAUUUAUUAUACACCGACAUUAAUAACAAUAAACGGGCUUGUUGAUAUUCCAAUAUUUUACUAUGCAAUUUUAGUAUUUAUAUUAUCAAUACAUGAUAUUCUAGCCAACAUUAUGACUGUAGCUACAUUAUCUUUUUUCUCUCGAAUAAGUGAUUCGCGUUUUGGUGGUACCUAUAUGACAUUAUUGAAUACACUUUCAAAUCUAGGAGGAGCUUGGUCGUCUUCAGUCGCUAUUGGAAUGAUAGAUUUUCUAACGUUUAAAGAAUGUUCUUUAGACCACAAGAAUAAUUGCUCAACGCCAAAUCUAAAAAACAUGUGUAAAACAAAUGGAGGGGAUUGCGUUGUUAUAGUGAAUGGUUAUUACGUAGAAACGGCUGUGUGUACCAUUAUUGGAAUCGUUUGGUUUUGUAUUUUCAGAAUUAUCCUUAAAAACGUUCAAACUAAGGGUCCUUCUCAUUGGUUGGUCAAUAUAAAGAAACCUUCCAGUUAGGAAAAUGAAAUAAAUGUAUAAUAUUUCUGAUAGUGAUGAAUAUUUCAAAGGCCUAUUAUUUUAGUAUUAUAGAUCAAAAAUUGCUAUUAGGUUCUCUAUUGAGACAUUACAUUAUAAUAUUAGUUGUAAUAA
Messenger RNA from Diuraphis noxia (Russian wheat aphid), 2066 nucleotides. RefSeq names its product acetyl-coenzyme A transporter 1-like. The record is from RefSeq and is a predicted model, not a curated record. Lineage: Eukaryota; Metazoa; Arthropoda; Insecta; Hemiptera; Aphididae. Gene Ontology annotation, cellular component: membrane. Gene Ontology annotation, biological process: acetyl-CoA transmembrane transport. Gene Ontology annotation, molecular function: acetyl-CoA transmembrane transporter activity.